AUGGAAUUGAUCUGGAGAAAUCGCAGCGACGAGAUUGAACAGCAGCUGGAACGAAUGCGGUACAUUCUACGAGUCCAGUUCGGGCAUAAGGUAAACCUGGUCCGCUUGUGUCGCUAUUGCAAUAUCAUCUACUCUCUAUUGCUAAUCUGCUGUCUGACCCUUUUUCUGCUGACCAUAUACAAUCACGUGGUCACGGAUACGGCGCUGUUGCUUUUCUACGCAAUUUACUCGGAGGCGGUGCUGCUGAUGCGGCUCAGCAAUUUUACGUUGUAUGCGGUACUGAUAUUGGUCUUCUAUAUGGAGCUGCGUGAGGUCAGUUUCAGGCUGAUCUUAGAGCUGGAUAAGACACGCUUUGAAGUGUGGUCUUUACGGCGUUUAUCGCUGGAGCGUUUGGCCAUGGUCCAACAUCUGCACGGACUGCUGUGGAACACAGUGCGCUCCAUCGAACGAAACUUUGAGCUGAGCCUGGUGAUUGUGAUGCUAAAGUACUUUGUGGAUACCUCCGUGCUGCCCUAUUGGAUACUUGUCAAUAGGCACAACCAUAUAAAUAUUUCCACUACAUACUACUGCGCAACUGAGGAAAUAUGCAAGCUUAUGGGCCUCUUUGUUGCCAGCUUCAUCUGUACCCGAUGCGCACUGCUGCAGCGUCAGCUUCGAUCCAUAUUCCAUGGAUUGACCACAGAUCGUCAAAAUGCGCAGCUAAAUGCUGAUUUAUACCGCAUCUCCGGGCAACUGGGUCAGGAGAGAUUUGAAUUUAGUGCGGGUGGCUUGAUGGUUAUCAAUAAUGAGACACUGGGAAAGCAAAGCUUGGCAUUUUUAGCGUCCGAUUGUCACGCAUGGCUGGCCAUCAUAGAGUAUGUUCUGGCCUGCCCACCCCGCAGCCACAACAAUGAGAGCCGGCUUUAA
Molecule: messenger RNA, 906 nt
Organism: Drosophila virilis
Lineage: Eukaryota; Metazoa; Arthropoda; Insecta; Diptera; Drosophilidae
Product: putative gustatory receptor 98a
Biological process (GO): sensory perception of taste
Cellular component (GO): membrane
Source: RefSeq, a predicted model, not a curated record